UUCAGUGUCGAGCCUGAAAGCGGAGGACUGAAGGAGCAGGAGCCGACAGACGGACGAGAGUCGCAGCUAAAACAGACCUCCUCCUCUUUUAUUAUCGCUCCUUCGGACCGGCGACCAACGGCGCUAACGGCCGCUUUGAUCCGCGCUGCGAGUCAACGGUCGCUAACGGUCGCUAACGGUCGGUUUGAGGACUUCCACUGAGCUCUCGGCGGUUUGAUUUUUGAUGGUUUUUUUUUCCUCCAUUGUUUGUCGAAGUUUCCGACUGUCACGUCUCAGUCGCGGACCUUUACCUCGACUGUCUGUGGGAUUAAUCGUUUUAAUUCAAGACCCGAAGAACUGAACACUUCUCUACUUUCUGUUUUCGGAGGGGUUUUUUUUUUAUCCACCCUCUUAACGGAGCGGUAACGGGAACACUUGGACCUGCCUUCGCCAUGGGGAAAUAACGGGGCUCUCUCUGUAACCCACCAGGCACCAGCACCGUGUUUCUGACUGUUCAUGCUCAUUUCUAGAAGACAGGGCUCGGCGUGUUGACCAAAACAAUGAGCAUGGAUGGCUGUCCGCUGCAGCUGGUGAUUUUCCUGUGGUGUCUGCUGGUGAUUUCGGGCUCCAGCUUUGAGAUCGGCUCCUACGACCUGGAGCGAGGCAGACCGGCCAAGUGCGAGCCCAUCGUGAUCCCCAUGUGCGAGGGGAUCGGCUACAACCUGACCCGGAUGCCCAACUUCAUGGACCACGACGACCAGAAGGAGGCUGCCAUCAAGCUGAACGAGUUCGCCCCUCUGGUGGCUUACGGCUGCGAUGUGCACCUCCGCUUCUUCCUCUGCUCCCUGUACGCCCCCAUGUGCACGGACAAAGUGUCGACCUCCAUCCCCGCCUGCAGACCCAUGUGUGAGCAGGCCAGGGAGAGGUGCGCCCCCAUCAUGAAGAAGUUCAGCUACACCUGGCCGGACUCGCUCGACUGCUCCAAGCUGCCCACCAGGAACGACCCCAACGCCCUGUGCAUGGAGGCCCCCGAGAACGAGACCAGGACGGAGGGCAAGAAGGGCGAGGGCAUGCUCCCGGUGCCCCCUCGCCCCCGGCAGCCGGGCUCCAGCGGCGGGCGAUCUCCGGGGAACAUGGGUUCCUGCGAGAACCCGGACAAGUUCCAGUUUGUGGAGAAGAGCCAGUCGUGUGCGCCGCGCUGCUCCCCUGCCGUCGACGUCUUCUGGUCCAGGCAGGACAAGGACUUCGCCUUCAUCUGGAUGACGGUGUGGUCGGUCCUCUGCUUUGUCUCCACCGCCUUCACCGUCCUGACCUUCCUCCUGGAGCCUCACCGCUUCCAGUACCCCGAGCGUCCCAUCAUCUUCCUCUCCAUGUGCUACAACGUCUACUCCGUGGCCUUCAUCAUCCGCUCGGUGGCCGGGGCCGAGAACAUCGCCUGCGACCGGGAGAACGGCGAGCUCUACAUCAUCCAGGAAGGUCUGGAGUCGACGGGCUGCACCAUCGUCUUCCUCAUCCUCUACUAUUUCGGCAUGGCCUCGUCCAUCUGGUGGGUCAUCCUCACCCUCACCUGGUUCCUCGCCGCGGGGAAGAAGUGGGGCCACGAGGCCAUCGAAGCCCACAGCAACUACUUCCACAUGGCCGCCUGGGGCAUUCCCGCUCUCAAGACCAUCGUCAUCCUCACAAUGAGGAAGGUGGCUGGAGACGAGCUGACCGGGCUGUGCUACGUGGGGAGCAUGGACUCGGGGGCGCUCACCGGCUUCGUGCUCAUCCCGCUGUCCUGCUACCUGAUCAUCGGCACCUCCUUCAUCCUCACCGGCUUCGUGGCUCUCUUCCACAUCCGCAAGGUGAUGAAGACGGAGGGCACCAACACGGAGAAGCUGGAGAAGCUCAUGGUGAAGAUCGGCAUCUACUCCAUCCUCUACACGGUGCCGGCCACCUGCGUCAUCGUCUGCUACUUCUACGAGAGGCUGAACAUGGACUACUGGAAGCUGAGGGGGCUGCAGGUGAAGUGCGGCUCGUUCAACGGGCUCAGCAGCGACUGCUCGCUGCACACGUCCGUGCCCACGGUGGCCGUGUUCAUGCUGAAGAUCUUCAUGUCGCUGGUGGUCGGCAUCACCAGCGGGGUGUGGGUGUGGAGCUCGAAGACCCUGCAGACCUGGCAGGGCCUGUGCAGCAGGAAGCUGACGGACAGGACUAGAAGCAGGAAGCCCUGCAGCGGCGUCAGCUGCGGCAGCACACACUGCCACUACAAAUCUCCUGCGGUGGUUCUGCACAUGGCCAAGACGGACCUGCACUCAGACAACCCCACGCACGUCUGAGAGGGAGGCGGGACACACACACACACACACACACACCUGCACACUGAUAAACACACACACACACUUACGCCCUGAGUAAGGAGCUGCUAAAGACUUUGUGAGAAGUUGAAGUGAACUGUCAGUGACUGCUCUGCUGCUGCCAAGGGACACACAGGUCGGGACGGACUCACUAUGAGAAACUAUCUAUAAACAGUAUUCAGUGCAUAAAGGGAAGUGUUCAGUAUUGUUAUCCACAUGUUUCUGUUUCAUCUGUGCCGUGGACAUGCGCAGUGCUUCAAAGCAAAAAUAAAGAUUAAAGAAGAAGACUGUUACGGGAAAUAGUCUGUCUCCUCCCUGAGAGUGGCACGAUCAACUGUAUAAAUCUGUAUAAAUGUUUUAUUUAUUGUAAAUAUAUUUAAUUUAAAGUUUGCUCUUCUCAGAUGUGUUUGUUUAGAUGCAUUUAUUAAAAAGGUAAAGGGAAAUUAAGUGCCUUUUAUAAGAACUCUGGUUCUGGCCUCCUGGAGGAUAAUAAAUCUUGUGGAAUUCAUGUUGAGCAUCUUCA
Messenger RNA from Morone saxatilis (striped sea-bass), 2838 nucleotides. It is a transcript of the gene fzd9b, whose product is annotated as frizzled class receptor 9b. Gene Ontology annotation, biological process: canonical Wnt signaling pathway; non-canonical Wnt signaling pathway. Gene Ontology annotation, molecular function: Wnt-protein binding; Wnt receptor activity. The transcript has a single exon. The record is from RefSeq and is a predicted model, not a curated record. Lineage: Eukaryota; Metazoa; Chordata; Actinopteri; Moronidae. Gene Ontology annotation, cellular component: plasma membrane. Bases 540 to 2297 code for a protein of 585 amino acids.